Cuscuta europaea is the source of this 3785-nucleotide messenger RNA. NCBI's taxonomy places the organism in Eukaryota, Viridiplantae, Streptophyta, Magnoliopsida, Solanales, Convolvulaceae. The record is from the annotation of a GenBank genome assembly.
AAAUAAUAUGAGUAUAAUUUUUCAAAUUUGAACUAUUCAAGUAUUCAACAUUUAAAUCAUAAGUGAUAAGUCACACAACAUAUACGAAUCAAUGAUUCAAUGAAGCAUAAAUCAUUCAUGAUUCAUCAACAAAUCAACAAUUAAAAAAAAAUUAAAACAUACCUUCGGCACUACCGCUGGCCCGCAGCUCGGUGCCUUCCUCACCUUCGUUUCGUCAAUCGUCACUUCGUCGGACUGUGGGAGACGGCCGACGGGGACUAGGAGUUCGGAGUUCCUGGCGUGGCCGCGUGGGCGGUGGGCGGUGCCGCAGAUCGGAGUUCGCCGGCGUCUCGCCUCUCGCCGUCUCGGUCUCGCCUCUCACCAUCUCGCGUGCAGGGCUCGCCGGGUCGGGAAAGGCCAAAAGGGGGGAAGCGGGGAACGGGAUUUGGGAUUUGGGAAAGGCUGAAAGGGGUACGGGAAUGGGCCAAAGGGGGAACGAGAAUUUGGGCCGAGCAGACAACUGGACAAGGGAAAGGGGGAUUGGGAUUGGGCUGCAGGGGCCCAAGUUAAUAAAAAUUAAUAAUAUAUAUAUAUAAUAAAAAAAAUCACUGGGGGGCCCGGGCACCCUAGCCCUAGGGUGGGUCCGCCCUUGCGAGGAUCUAAUUGACUUUUUUAAUAUAGUACAGGAGCUUGUUUGACAGUUUUCUCAACAACCAUUUCAAGCAUUAAAGUUCAAAUAUAAUAAAAACUGAAAGCUUAACAAAAAGUAAAAUAAAAAUACACUGAUUUCAAUUCAUAACUAAUACUUAUAUUAAUAUCUAAUUAUGAAAGUGAACGAGCAACGGAGUUGUAACCUUUACAUAUUUGGUCUUCAAUGAGGAAAUUGGCAAAAAGAAGAUACCAGCUUCAAGUAAAUAAAACCAAAAAAAGUUUGGGUUGGUGAACCCUUAAAAUCUGAAAUGACACUUCUCUAUUUGUAGGUGAUGAACUAAAGCCACGUUAAAAAUAGUGAACACAGAUAUGCAACAAACACAAAUGAUACAGAACUAUUCCAGAAAAUUCCAUUUAAUAUUGGAGUUACAUAUUUGCUUUUGGAUCAGCAUAGCUCAAACAAACAAAUAUUUGAUAGCCUCCUUACUUUAUGAAAGUUGUUUCAUUCAAUUACUCCCUCUGUUGACAAAAAUACUUCUCACUUUCCUUUUUGGGCUGUUCCCAAAAAUACUUUCCACUUUCCCAUUUUGGACAAUUUGUGUGGCUCACAUUCAUUUUACCCUUUUCUUACACAACCACAAUCAUACAUUUCCACUUUAUUGCACUUUCUUAAUAAGCGUGACAAGUCAAACUGGGAAGAAUUUUUAGGAACGGAGGGAGUACGAUUUACUUCAGAGGCAAACUUCCAGCUUUUGAAAGCAAAUUGAUUCAAUUUUGAUUUUGCUUUUACUUGUUUUUUAAAAGAAGAAGAAUAAUCAAAAUCAAUUUGUCAGCUGAUCUUCCCAACUCCUAAAAAACUACUUCUAUGAGUAAUUUAGAACAUCCCGAAGUACACCACUUUCACCCAAACACUCUAAUACUAAGUUUUUGUUUCCCAAGGAGCACAAGCUUUUUAAAAACAAAUCCAAACACCCCUAUAUAUACAAACAAAUUGUACCGGAAGAAGAACACUAAUAAACACACGUACAAAUGGAAUGAAUCAUCACAUGAUUCACACCCCCAAAAAAAUCAGCUCAUAAAUAUUAUGAAUAAGAUCGCAAAAUCAAAACCCCAAAAUCAAGCUUCUGAAUAAGAUCAGACAUCUAGACCAUAAUCAAAAAGAUGAACCCAAAAAUCCCUAUGUAUAAACCAAAACUUAGCAAUCUGAAUUAGGGGAAAUUAAAAAGAAAACAAUAUACGCUUACCUAUAUAGGGCUUCGUCGCUGAUGAAGCCAUGAACUUAUCGGGAUGGAGAAUUUGAAAAUCGAGAAUCUGAGAAAUGAAUAGAAGACCAAAAUAAGACAUCAUAUUCUGGAAUGAAUCGAUAGGACUAUUUUGAAAAUCGAGAAUCUGAGAAUUUGAAAAUCGAGAAUCUUAUCGGGAUUUGAAAUAAAUAGGACAUCAUAUUCUGGAAUGAAUCAAGCUUUUCAGCUUCAAUCUAUUCCUACACUUAAAUCUAUUAUGGCAUCAGAGCCUCUAGAGCUCUAACCAGCCAAUUUUAUCAUAGGAGUGUCUGCCAUGGCUACUGAAGAAAACAGAGAAGAUUCUCAAGGUAACUCAAACCCACCACUCUCAGUCAACAACUCCCUAACCCCGAUGGCCUUAUCAUGCUUAACCCUAGUCAGUUCCCAGAAAAAUUAGAUGGAUCCAAUUACCUUGUAUGGAGAGACCAGGUGAUGGACCUUCUGUUCGGUGCUCACCUAGAUCAGUACAUUGAUAAAAACACCAAUCCCCCUCCAAAAAAUGAAGCAGACAACCUUCUCCGGUGGAACAGACAGGAUCGUCUGUUGCGGCAUACCCUGGUCUCAUCUCUCAGCUCAGCUUGCAAGCCCCUGGUUGGAUCUUCCAAGACCUCUGCCUCCGUAUGGAAGACCCUGGAGCCUCUAUACGGGACUCGGUCUGCCUCCAAAAUCCGAAGUCUCAAAGAUCAGUUCCGCCAUAUGAAACAAGGCUCCCAACCUGUCAGCGAAUACCUUCAUCACCUUCACACACUUGCGGAUGAACUCGCCAUGGCCGGCCGACCAGUUGACGACGGGGAUUUUGCCAUUCAAGCCCUGGAAGGUCUUCGUCCCGAAUUUGAAGCUAUGGAGAAUUCCAUUCGUCCAGAUGAGGUUACGUUUGAAGAUGCGCAGGAAAGAAGCCUUGAAUCCCACCGCCGUUGUAAUUGCGAACGCAGCUGUUGUUGAAGAGAAGAGCGAGGGUAGCGUUUCUGCAGCUAUGGUCGUUCGCAUAACUCCAGAUCAGCGCACAUCUAUUUUAGGCCCAACUCCAAUACUCAGAUUCAAAAUUUUGGCAGAAGUCAGAAUAGAGGUCAACGCCCCUACAAUUUUUACAAUUCCGGUUGGCGUGGAAACAGUACUCCCGGGGGCAUCAAUAAUCACCUGUGCGGGCGUACCAAUUUUGGGGUUAAUACCAGGUCAAGUUCGGUUAUUAUAUGUCAAUUUGUGGCAAAUCGGAACCAUCUGGCUAUUAAUUGUUGGCACAGGUUUGAACAACAAAAUUACCCGCCCCAAGCCAAUACUGCCACGACCAGGAAAAAUGGAUGGUUACUCGAUUCGGGGGCAACUAAUCAUGUCACCAAUAAUUUAAAUAACCUCACCUUGGCGCCCGAUUACACCGGCACACACUCCCUAAUUAUUGGUAACGGUAAAAGUCUUGUGAUUGCACAAGUUGGAAAUAUGACCCUUCAUUCUCUAUCCUUACCUAAUACUCUUUUUAUCCCUUCUAUUCAUACUAACUUAAUUUUUGUUGCUAAAUUAUGUCGUGAUAAUGAUGUACUAAUCGAAUUUCACCCUUUUUUUUGUCUUGUUAAGGACCCGGAAAAUGGGAGCAAUUUUGUUACGGGGUAUGAAUAACGGUGACGUCUACAGCUUGCCUGAUGUUCCAGUUCCCGCGUCUCGAAGUGUUAACAUUACUACAAAAUUUUCUCUAAAUAAAUGGCAUUGCCGUUUAGGACAUCCUGUCCUUCCUGUCACUCAAAAAAAUUUAUUUCCUCAUUAGGUAUUAAUUUUAAAGAUGUUAGUAAGGGUCUAUCUCUUUGCACUUCGUGUGCGAGUAAUAAAAGUCACCAGUUACCUUUUGCUAAAUUUUCUAUUUCUAGUUCUGCUCCUCUUGAC